AUGUACACUCCUCUAAAGGCCUCGCGCCGGGAAGUUCGUCUCAUUUCGAUCCAUUCAGACUUGCACAAGCAUGACGGCAGCAAUACGCCUCGAGACAGCGUUCCUGAUGGAACCCUUACGUGCACCAUGAAAACGGUAUCUCUAAAAGAUUGGACCCCUGAAUAUACCGACUUUCGAGCCGAGUCAAUUUACUGGCCCUACUCGCCAACUACUCUCUAUGAGAAGUGGGAACAUUUCUCGCGCGAAAAGGCUGAACGUACAGAUGACGACACGCCCACUCCCGAUAGAUUCGUGUGGGGAGACUACGAGACCAUCAGCUACACAUGGGAGAACGGAUCGAAUACACAGCACAUUAUCUACGUCAACAACAAGCCAUUCGUCGUUCAAGAUAAUCUCUAUUUCGCACUGCAAGAGUUUCGGAGAAGCAAAGCAUUUGUGGAAGGCCGGAAGCGGAUGCUUUGGGCGGAUGCGAUCUGUAUCAAUCAGGAUGACCUCGACGAGCGAGCUGCCGAGGUCAAAAGAAUGAAUGAGAUUUUCAGCACUGCAAUCAAGUCGAUGGUCUGGCUCGGUCUUUCCAUUGACCUCAAAGGCGCAGAUACACAAGUCUACUUUGACCUCAUCGAGCGUCUCAUGGACAAUGUCGGUCAGUUGUCGCUCUCGGGUGACUCUUCGACAGACAGUUUACAAUCAACAUCAACUGAGCUUGCCUCGUCUGAAAUAGAAUCUCUGGACAAGCAUGAUCUGAAAACCCAGGAAAGCCUGGCAGUAUCAAAGGAAGCAAUUGCCAUGAUUUCUCUGUUCGAUCCUGCAGAGCGCCCUACCACCUUCGCCGGGCUCACGAAGACGGCCGCCAAGAAACGCCUCAUGGCUCUGCUGUCUCCCAUAUUUCUCCUCGGUUACUGGAGUCGGGUUUGGAUUAUUCAGGAGCUCACUAUCAGCUCUAGCCAGACAGUCUUGGUUAACUGA
Molecule: messenger RNA, 966 nt
Organism: Colletotrichum gloeosporioides
Lineage: Eukaryota; Fungi; Ascomycota; Sordariomycetes; Glomerellales; Glomerellaceae
Exons: 2
Coding region: 1-966 (321 amino acids)
Source: RefSeq, a predicted model, not a curated record